AUGAGCGAAGAAAAACUUUAUAGCAUGCAGAUUGAUGCGAUUGAUGGUAACUUGAAAUAUGAACUCAUAGAAAACGGCAGAAAUGUAAUACUCGAUAAAUCGUGCAAAAACGUGUCAAAUUUGGAUUACACAUUUCUUGGUUAUUCAGAAAAAUUAGAAAAACAUUUAAGAGAUUUCAACAUAAAAAGCUUUGAUUAUUCGAAAUUUAACGAGCAUAAAAUUAUUGGAAAGGGAGAGACAGCGACUGUAUAUUCUGCACGUUUUCAAGGAAGAACCUAUGCAUUAAAAUGCAUAAACAAUAACUUAUAUAUGAAUGAUAAUACGUUCACAAAAAUUAAACGAGAG
This is a messenger RNA of Dentiscutata heterogama, 345 nucleotides long. The record is from the annotation of a GenBank genome assembly. Lineage: Eukaryota; Fungi; Glomeromycota; Glomeromycetes; Diversisporales; Gigasporaceae.